Messenger RNA from Pelobates cultripes (western spadefoot toad), 495 nucleotides. The record is from the annotation of a GenBank genome assembly. NCBI's taxonomy places the organism in Eukaryota, Metazoa, Chordata, Amphibia, Anura, Pelobatidae.
AUGAAACAGCUGCAUGACACAACUAAGAAACUAUCUGGGAAAUACAGCAAGCCAGAACGACCUAUCAAGGACAAGGAGGGAAAGGUCAUCACAGGACUAGCACAGCAGAUGAAUAGAUGGUCUGGACACUUUUAGGAACUCCUAAACAGACCAGCACCACCAAAUCCACCAAACAUCAUCCAAGCCAAAGAAGAUCUCCCCAUCAACUGCGGCAAGUCGACUAGAGAAGAGAUCGGGAAGGCCAUCACCCGGAUGAAGAACUGGAAAGCAGAGACCCUGAAAGCAGACCUGAAAUCAUCAGUGGAGAUGCUGUACCCUCUCUUCAAGAAGAUCUGGGAGGAAGAAGAGAUACCGACUGACUGGAAUCAAGAUUCCAAAGGUGACCUCAGCAACUGUAACAACUGCAGAGGUAUCAUACUCCUGUCAGUGCCAGGCAAGGCCUUCAAUCGGAUCCUCCUAGAGUGGAUGAAGGAUGCCGUCGAUCCACAACUAUGA